CCACCCACCCCGGCCGCCUCUAGUCCUGCGGAGGGCCUCCCCCUCCGGCCCGCACACGCACGGAGUCACGCGUGCGGCGGGCGCUCUGGAAACCGAGGCCGCUGCAGGACGAACAAGGGUAAAGAAGGGUGCUGGCGCCACCCCAAGCCCAGACCUCCUGUGUCCCGCAGGUGACCACAGACGAUGUCGAUGAAUGAGGUCAAAGAGUCCCUCCGAGGUGUGGAGCAGAAGUACAAGCUCUUCCAGCAGCAGCAGUUCACCUUCAUCACGGCUCUGGAGCACUGCAGGGAGAACGCACAUGACAAGAUCCGGCCCAUCUCCAGCAUCGGACAGGUGCAGAGCUACGUGGAGCACCACUGCUACAACUCCACGGAGCGGCGGGUCCUGCUCAUGUUCCUGGACAUCUGCUCAGAGCUGAGCAAGCUCUGCCAGCACUUCGAGGCUGUGCACGCUGGCACCCCGGUCACCAACAACCUCCUCGAGAAGUGCAAGGCCCUGGUUAGCCAGAGCAAUGACCUGAGUAGCCUGAGGGCACGGUAUCCUCAUGAUGUGGUGAACCACCUCAGCUGUGAUGAGGCCAGGAACCACUAUGGAGGGGUGGUCAGCCUCAUCCCCCUCGUGCUGGACGCAAUGAAAGAAUGGAUCGCCCACUCGGAGAAGCUGCCCCGCAAGGCGCUGCAGCCUGUGAGUGUGCCCCCGGCUCCACAGAAAGCUACUGGGGCACCAGAGCAUUCCCUGGCCGGGCUAAGAAAACUCAAGUGUAGGCAACUUCUGAAAGACAGCCUCAGGCCUAGGGGGAGAGACAAAGGUCGCAGCAAACCUCCCUGGAGGCCACCUGGUAGGAACCUCUAACUCCAGGCCCAGGUUGCUCUCCUUAGGAAGUUUGGUUCCAGCUGGGUGACCCAUCCUUACUGAUACAGCCUGCCACGAAGCCCCGAGGGGCCAAGACACUGUUGAGAAGCUCCCUUCUCUUGCCUUCUCCUCCAAAUGUUCAGUUCUAAUCUCUAUGAUGCCGACGCUUCACGGGCUGCCCGGGCUGUGUGGUGCUGCUGGUAGGUGUCCCACAGCAAGGGCGCUGCGCUGGCACCCCUGUGCCUGGCUGCCCAGCUCUGGUUCCAGUUCUGCGGGGAGCACCCUCACGCUGUUAGGGGCGCGAGGGCCAGCUCUCCGUAGGACAGGCAGGUCCAGCUUCCUAGUGGAAGCUUGGGGUCAGCCUGUGUUCACGGGCCUGGACCGAACGGUGGGGAUGAACCCCACCACCCCUCUCCUUUGCUUGGAAAAGGGCGAGCAUGGCAGGAGCUGGCACAGAUCUGCUUUGUGGCUUUUGCGCAAGUACUGCUAAGGCCCAGACGUUGUAAAAUGUGUCCCUGGCUCCUGAGCGUGCCACAAGUCACGCUGACUGUUGGUUUCUCCCUUCACAGGGCACAACUUAGCUUCUGUAUUGUUGCUUCCUCGGGGGGAGACGGUCAAGAAUAAAGUGUU
Molecule: messenger RNA, 1482 nt
Organism: Octodon degus (degu)
Lineage: Eukaryota; Metazoa; Chordata; Mammalia; Rodentia; Octodontidae
Gene: Spaca9
Product: sperm acrosome associated 9
Exons: 4
Coding region: 184-852 (222 amino acids)
Cellular component (GO): ciliary base; acrosomal vesicle; sperm flagellum
Source: RefSeq, a predicted model, not a curated record